Messenger RNA from Rhagoletis zephyria (snowberry fruit fly), 1149 nucleotides. NCBI's taxonomy places the organism in Eukaryota, Metazoa, Arthropoda, Insecta, Diptera, Tephritidae. The record is from RefSeq and is a predicted model, not a curated record.
AUGGACUCCAACUACCGACGUGACCGUGGGCACGGUGGUGGUGGCGGUCACCACUACAACCAGAAGCGAAAACAGCCCGAAGACGAUUCCGGUAUCGCGACCAUAGUGGCUAAUCACUACAACAGCAUCAACAACAAGGACAUUUCCGAACGAGCAAAGAGCCGUAUUUAUCACAUGAGAAACUUUAACAACUGGAUCAAAAGCAUCAUUAUUCGAGACACCAUUGCUUAUCUGCGUGCAGAUCAUAAUUCCAAUAUGACUGAAGAGCAAAAGAAGGCCAUGCCAUUUGUUGUGCUUGAUCUAGGCUGUGGUAAAGGAGGUGAUCUGAUUAAAUUCCAGAAGAGUUCUAUUACACACUUGGUUUGCUGCGACAUUGCCAGCAUCUCUAUCGAGCACUGUAAAGACCGCUUCACAAGUAUGAACACCAAAAACUACACUGCAGAGUUUAUCAAUCUUGAUGCAACACGCAAUCGCAUUCGCGACAAGCUUACCGAUCCAGAUCGACUAAUUGACAUGACUAGUUGCCAGUUUUCCUUUCACUACUGCUUUGAGUCGUACGAACAGGCGCGCAUGAUGGUGCAGAAUGCUGCAGAAUCGCUGAAGAUAGGUGGCAUCUUCUGCGGCACUAUUCCUGAUUCUCUGGAAAUAAUGAAGCGUCUGAAGAAUUCAGGCACAAACACUUAUGGAAAUGACGUCUACUCGAUUUCGUUUCCCAAACCGUACGAGGAGCUGGUGAAGGAAGGCAUACCACUCUUUGGCGCCAAGUACGACUUUCACCUUGACGAAGUGGUCGACUGUCCCGAGUUUCUCGUCUACUUUCCCGUCUUUGUCGAGAUUUGUCGGAGCUUCGGACUUCAGCUCCUCUUGUGCAAACGUUUCGACGAGUUCUUCACUGAGAAUUACAAGACCGACAAGGAUAACUUUGCUCUGAUGAAUUACAUGGACGCCCUGGAAAAGUACCCACCAAAGGUGAACGAGAAAAUGAGUGGCACCGGCGGCGAUGACUACCGUCACGUUCGAGAAUUCUUAGCCCGCGAUGAAAGUUCAAAAAAAUCCACAACUUUUGGUACACUGUCCAAGUCCGAGUGGGAAGCUGUCACGCUGUACCUUGUCUUUUCCUUCAAAAAGGUGGCUAAUGGACCAAUUUAA